ACGCCACUUGGUGGGCCGUCCACAUCCACAUCACAAACCCUUCUCCAACUCCAACUGCUCUCCUCUCAUCCCGGCAUCCCCUCAACCAAGUCUCUGGUGCCUCGGCAACAGCAGCAGCCUGCCCCCGGCCCCCGGGCGUGGUGUGGCGGCGCUUUCUCCUCUCCGGCACGGUGGCGGUGUCAUCCCGGCUCUUCCGAGCGGUUGCGGCGGCCGUCUCCUCUCCUGCGAUCCUCCUGCCGCGCACAGCCUGAAAAUUGUAGCUGAGGUUUGUUCGAGAACAAGCAACAACUUUGUGAGCCAUUCGCAUUAAAGGAGAAACUGUAGCCGAAGUAACAAACAGAAGGGCACAAUGGCACUAUCACGAAGUAUGAGAACAUGUUUGCAGAGUGGAAGGCUUGCCCUUCUUGCCAUAUUGGUCUCUAGUGGAAUUGUCUUGCAAAUCUUGGCUUGUGCUCUCUAUAACAACUGGUGGCCAAUGCUAACAGUUCUGAUGUAUCUUAUCCUACCAAUGCCCCUCAUAUUUUUCCUGGGUUCGGAUACUUCCUCAAUCAUGUCUAAUGGGGGAGACAGUUGGGUGAACUUCACAAAAUUCUUGACGGGCGCAUCAAUAGUGGGGAGCAUUGCCAUUCCGUCGAUCCUGAAGCACGCUGGCGUCAUUGGAUGGGGAGCCCUGACGAUGGAGCUAUCAUCCUUUGUGGUCUUUGGCGUGGCAAUCCUGUGGUUCAUCCAGAUGAACGGUGAAGAGGACGAGUACAGCGGUGUGUUCUAGACCAAACCUGCUCGUUCUCUUUCCAGCGUGAUACCUUUGCAAGGUAGUUGUGAACUCAGCUGUACAGCAACCUCGGACCUUAUUUAGUGAUACCACAUACCAAUACAUGUUUGGUCUGCAAUUUUUGUGCCUGACAUUCAGAAUUUUGUUUACGUGGGAUCUGAACUCUCACAAUAUUCCCUA
Messenger RNA from Sorghum bicolor (sorghum), 952 nucleotides. Its product is annotated as vacuolar protein sorting-associated protein 55 homolog. Gene Ontology annotation, biological process: late endosome to vacuole transport via multivesicular body sorting pathway. Lineage: Eukaryota; Viridiplantae; Streptophyta; Magnoliopsida; Poales; Poaceae. The record is from RefSeq and is a predicted model, not a curated record. The coding region runs from base 350 to 769 and encodes 139 amino acids. Gene Ontology annotation, cellular component: endosome. The transcript is spliced from 5 exons.